AUGUUUAAUCUACUGGCUUUCAUUCAUUAUGGGUUACUUCCUUAUGUGUUUUGUAAUUUGGGCUUGUGAUCUCACUUUUACUGGUGUUUUGCCUAUGGGACUUUUUAAGGCCAGGGUUGAAGGUGUGUCCCUUCAGAACUGUUUUAUAUUUGCUUUUGGUAAGCAUCCAUGGUUAUUAUCAGCCUACAACCAAUAUUUAUGUUAAUUUUUCAGCAUGAGAUCAUUCAAAUUCCAAAUCUAUAUGUGGUAUAAACCCAUGGUAAUGAAUUUCCAGGAAGGGUUUUUAUUUCACUUCCAGCCUAGGCCAAUGCUCAUUCAUUUCCAUGUAGUCUCCCUGUUUGGGUGGUAGAUUUGUUUUUCUAGUCCAUCCUUUCAUUGAGGCUUUUGGUUUUAUGUAGGAAAGUCAGCUCUGCCUUCUUGCCUCAUUUGGGUUGAAUGCCAGGUUUCCUCUCUCUAUUUGGCUACUAAAUCCAAGUUCCCAUCUGUGCGGUCCACUAGAACUUGCCACAGUGAUGGAAUUAUUUUAUAUCUGCAGUCUCAUAUGGUGGCCACUAGUCACAUGGGGCUUUUGAGCAGCUGAAAUGUUACUAGUGAGAUCGAGGAAUUGAAUUUUGAGUUUCAAUUUAUUUCAAUUAAUAUUAAUUUAAGUACAUUUAAAUCAGAUUGCUGUUUAUGGCUUGUCACUACCAUCUUAGACAACAUUCCCUAUUGAGACAGACUACAUAUGUGAAGGCACUCACAGCAUCAUUUACUUCACUCACCAUUCUGAUUUUCAGUUCGCUCUUUAUUUAUGGCCCCAAGAAUUUAUCUUAUUCUUUUAACUGGGCAUUUAAAAGGACAUUCAAUUUUAUCUUGUGUUCUUGGUGAGCUGGAGGUUUUAUAUUAUCUAGUUCACAGUAUUGCCAGAAGUAGAACAUAGUCUCUGUUUUCAUUUUCUCUUCCCUCCAGUCCAUCAUCCUUACUGCAAAGCAACUUUUCCAAAAUGCAGAUCUGUUCUUGUUACAUUUCUGCUUUCAAGUGUUCCCUGUUCUCUCAGAAUGCAGCCCAAGUUCAGUGUGGCAUAUGAGGGCCUCUUCCCUCAGCCUUGCCUUUUAUUGCAUCUUCUCGUACUUCAUAGUCAAGCAGUGUCAAAUACUUGUAAUUCCUUAAACGUGUCCUGCUAUUUCAUACCAUAGGUACUUGGUUCAUCUUGCUCCUUCUACCUGGAAUGCUCUCCCAAUCCAGCCCCCCUUCUAUCUGCUGACCAACAUCUGCCCACCUUUUACAGCAGCUCACACAUCUCCUCCUCUCGGAAGGCUUUACCGACCCCUGUUUGUACCUCUUCUGGACCCUGUAUAGCAUUCGGUCACUUCACUGUGUUUCCCUCCCAGGGUGGACACUUAGGACUUGCUUUGCUUUAGUCUCUGGAACCCCAACACCUAGCCCGGGGACUGACACGUGGAGGUGCUGAUGCUGGCAUUUCUUUAUCCAAGAGGGUGAUGGCAUCUCUGUGAGACAUUCGUGGGGCAGCUCAAGGCACAGCCUUGCUCCAGGUAUUAGAGGAGGUCUGGGUUGGGACGGGGUGGUGUCUAUCUUCAGAGAGCUCUAAAAGUCGUUUUGAGGCUUCAAGUUCCUAAUAAGCCCAAACUUUACAGAUUCGUCCUACUUCAGUCCCAGUUCCCUGCCAGCUUUCCUUUCAUUUUCUGGGAGUCAGUAUGGUGACUGUGUAGUUGAGAGCCAGAGGGCCCUGCUUGUGUCUUUUCACCAAGCACCUGUGGGGCUACACAUACCCUCCUGACAGUUCUCUUUGGACCUGUUCUUUAUUCUUGCUGUGAAGGUGAGAGAGGGCAGUGAUAGUGAGCAGAGAAUGGAUUAGGAAAGAGUGGGGCCUUGGUUCAGUAUGUGGAAGGGCUGGCCUUUCCUCACUGAGCUUUUCUAUGCUGCUGAGCUGGCUGGGGGCAUCGUUCCCUUGCUCCUCAUCCAUCCACUGCUGCUCCAGGAAGGCAGUGAGGGCAGUGAGCCCCUGGCCUUUCCGUUCUAGGAGGACAAGAGUAUUAGGACUCCAAAUGAACCUUACCCAGUGUCCAGUGUUUCGUAGGUUUUUAGGGAAAUAUUUUUUGGAUUGAAACCUGCUUAGUUUGUCUCUGUCCCUCAGGAUGCCUACGAGCUCCUGCCAUCCUCGAGAGUGGUGGGUGGUGAGAGCUCUGGGCUGAAAGAAGUCUAGAUCUAACCUUAAACUCUGCCCUUACCUAGCUGUGUGACUUGGAGUAAGUUGCUUAACCUCUCUGUGUCAGUUUCCAGGUAUUGGGUGUAAGAUACCUAGCUAGACUCUCAGUGCUUAUGAGGUGCUUGGUGACUGUGUCUUCCCUUUUCUGCAUCCUUGUGGGAUAUUUGCUCUCACUUUAUAUAUGGGAAGGUCUUUUUGUCUUCCUUCUUCUCCUUGUCAUGUCUUUGUCAAGCCUUUCCAGCCUGAAGCAAAGGCUGUGUGUGUGUGUGUGUGUGUGUGUGUGUGUGUGUGUACAGAAGAUUAGAAAAAACCCAGUGGAGCAAAGAGGAGAUCCCUCCAACACCCAGGCCACCAACUUAUUCUUUCGUGUACUCGGACUUCUCAUCCUUAUUUUAUGUGGUCUUUUAUUCGGGACCUCAGAUCUGAAAAAAUUGGGCUAAAAGAUCUCAUACAGAAAGUUAAUCUAACUGAUUGACAGUCCAUUUCCCAGAAAUACAAAAGAUAACUUCAGAGGGCUGUUGCAGUUUAAGUUACGGGGGGUUGGGGGGGAUCCCCGUCCUGGAGGCAUCUGUGGGAGGAGGGACUGGGCCUGCCAGGUGAGAGCAGGAGGGGAGCCCAUGUGAGUGGUGAAUGGGUCAGGGAGCUGGCAGCUGUGGGGAGUGUGGACAUAUCUGUGAGUCUUCUCUCAGGAGCCCAGUUCUUUGCCUUCCUCAGCUGCUUUUCCUCCUUCAACUGCUUUAUUAACUUGGGCAGAAGUCUUGGGUCAGCUUUCAGGUUAGUUGUUGGCUGGUGUUUUCCCUGGGGGAGAGCUGGGAGACUGGCUGUAAUCACUCCCAUUAGCAGUUGGCAGCUCCCCAAUCUGCUUUUUAACUUGGACUGUCUCAGCCCUGACAUCUGCCAGGUCUGCUGUGAUGCUCACACACGAGUGAGGGCUGCACCCGCUGUUUAGUGCCCACCUUGCCCCAUGUGGGUGGGCCUUGGCACCAGCUGCCAGAGCUGAAGCUCUCACAUUGUGAAGUCUGAGAAGACCAGCUCCAAGAACCACUGUCCUAAUGAGAGCAGCUUUGCUCCCUGGUACUUACUGAAGUGCAAAGCUGUGGGGGCACAGAACUCUGAAUGUGGCCUCAGGAAGGAAUCCAGCCCAGAAAACAUCAUUAGUGGCUUGUGCCAUGAGGAAAUGUUCCCUGGGAGGUUAAGACAAGAGCUAAGUGGAAUUACGAUAACACCAGCUGCCUUUAGCUGAGUACAUGCUCUGUGCCAGGCACUAGGCUAAACCCUUUGAACUCAUGACCUCUCUUAAAAACCGCCUGUUAGGGUAGAUAUCGGCCCCUUUUUACGGUUGGAUAGUGUGAGGCUCAGAGAGGGGAAAUAACCAGUUCAAAAUCAUACAAGCUAAGUGGCAGAGCUGAGACCACCAACCCCAGAGCUCACGUUCUCACCACCUAAUAUCUCUGUCUGGCAUGACUGGACACAGAACCUUUUAAAGGUUCUGUGUGCCAGAGGCAGGUGGCAAUAGUGUAGGUUGGUGGUUCUAAAUCCCAUAUCUACCACGGAUUAGUUGUAAAGACUGACCUCCAAGAGACUGGAAAAAGCAGGUUUGCCCAAACUGACCCUUAUUCACUAGGUCGAUACAGGGGCAAGGGCUAGGCAAGCAGCUACCAUGGUGCUACCGCGUCCUCCGUGGCGCUGCGUGGUGUCAUCUAGGAAGGUGAGCCCCAGCAGCACAAACUUUAACAGCAAUAAAAUCAAGGCAGGGAACUUGCAGCCUGAAGUAUGUGGAGAAGGAGGAAGGGGCAGAUAAGCUUCCUGCCUUGCUUUGAUGUGGCUGGAAUGUUUGCAUUAUACAUGAGCCUCAGAUUUUUUUUUUUUUUUUGAGCCCCGAAUGCUCUAGUCAUUGUUUUUUCCCCUAAACCUCUAAAGCCAUAACUCUACCUGCUGCCUUCCUGAGUUGCUGUGGGUGUCCAGCCCCAGUCAUGGAAUAAAUCCCAGGGGGUGAGUCAGAAUGAGCUCCCAGCUUGUAGCUGCAGGGCCUGUCCACAGUGGCGGCUUAUAAUAUUAACUAGCACCUCUUUGAGCCUUUGUUUUUAUCAAGGUACCCAUAGCUCUAAAGGUCCCUUUAUUUUCCUCACUGCUAGAUACAUCUUUAUGAUUUUUUUUUUAAAGAUUUCAUUUAUAUAUUUGACAGAGAGGCAGCCAGCGAGAGAGGGAACACAGGCAGCGGGAGUGGGAGAGGAAGAAGCAGGCUCCCAGCGGAGGAGCCUGAUGUGGGGCUCGAUCCCAGGACUCCGGGAUCCCGCUGUGAGCUGAAGGCAGACGCUUAACGACUGAGCCACCCAGGCGCCCCUAUUAUUUCUAAUUCCCACUUUAAAGACCUCUGAGAAGACCAAAAGCCCCACUUGGCUGGGGCCACAUGAAUAAUUUUUACCUGUGCUCUCUCCCCAAGCAGUUACAUUGGAAGAAGUGCUCCAUUCACUGGAAAGUGGGACCUCCCUGAGGGUCUAUCACUGAACCCAGUGCAGGGCACAGGAAUAUGUAGAAAUUCAUGUCUGGGCUGCUGUUCCUGGUCCUUUUAAUCAGCAUGGCCUAAUUCCUCCAUUAGUUUUCAAGUGCCCGAAGGAGAGGCAGGCUGCCCCAAGUGAAAGGGCCCCGGCGUAGAGGCCAAAGCUGCCCCUGCUGCCUGCAAAAGAAGUUGUGCUGACCAGGAGCAGAGACCGGAACGUGUGGUCUGUGCCUGGUGCUCAGAGGCAUGAUGUCCACGGAGACCAAGGCCAUUCAGCCGGUGGGAUCGCUGAACGACUUUCCUGGGAAUCCUCUGCUCCGGUUAGGUCCUCCCAGUGUCAAUCCCGCCCCACUCCCGCUUCCCCGUUUCUCCCUCCUCCCCUCUCAUCCUCUAGGCCCCCCACAGGGCUCCCCACCCCAGCUCUCAAGCCUCAGCAACACCCCUUCCCCCUUUUGUUCCUGCUGAUCCAGCGAGCCAGGCUUUCUCCUUCUCUGGUCUCUCCUCCUCUCCCCCUUGAAUCCAGUCCUGGUUUCCCCGCCGCCAGCCUCCUUUUCCUCUCCGACUGGGCUAGCUCCCCGCCCCCGCCGCGCCCGUAGUCACCGCGGUGGGUUCAGCUCUUCGCCUACCCCGCUCCCAGCCACCCGGGGCUUGGCUCGCCCAGUCCGGUGGCUCCAGUCCGGAUCUCUCUGCUGCCCGACCCGGGUACGACUCCCAGCCGCUGGGGAGGAGGCGGCGGCUGGCCCCGGCUCCCCUCGGCCGCCUUGCCAGCCCGGGGUUGGCGGGGAGGGAGCAGCUGGGCAGCCCCCCGGAGCCCCUCGGAGGACAAUGCACCCAGCGCUCGGCAACCCCCGCUCGGUCUCGUCCUCGUCCGGCUCCUUCCCACCGCCCCCUGCCGCUGCCCGCCUGCAGCCCCUGUUCCUCCGGGGGGGUUCCUCCCGCGGCCGGAGAGGCUCGGGCGACAGCAGCACCAGCACCAGCACCAGCCGGGGGGGAGGCGGCGGCAGACGCGGCGGGGGCGGCGGCGGAUCCCCCAGCAGCAGCACCGGCGCCGAGAGAGAGGACGACGACGAGAGCAUCAGCAUCAGCAAGCCGCUGGUGCCAGCCGCUGCCGCGGGCCUCCAGGGACCCCCGGCUCAGGGGGGCGCCCCAGCCGCCGACCCCGCGCCCGCCGCCUUCUCCUCCUCGGCCGCCACCUCCUCCUCCACCUCCACGCCCACCUCCUCCUGCAGCAUGACAGCCGCGGACUUCGGCGGGGGCGCAGCGGCCGGGGCCGUCGGGGGCCCCGGGGGCCGCUCGGCCGGGGGCGCGGGCGGCACCGGGACAGGCAGCGGCACCUCCUGCUGUUCGUGCUGCUGCUGCUGCGGCUUCGCCUUCGCCUACCUGGCCUGGCUUAUCUACUCCAUCGCCUUCACGCCCAAGGUGGUGCUUAUCCUGGGCACGUCCAUCCUGGACCUCAUCGAGCUGCGCGCGCCCUUCGGCACCACGGGCUUCCGCCUCACCAUGGCGCUGUCCGUGCCCCUGCUCUACAGCCUGGUGCGGGCCAUCAGCGAGGCGGGCGCCCCCCCUGGCUCGGCGGGACCCUUGCUCCUGCAGCCCCAGCAGCAUCGAGCCGCCGGCUGCUUUCUGGGCACGUGUCUGGACCUGCUUGACAGCUUCACCUUGGUGGAGCUGAUGCUGGAAGGCCGCGUGCCGCUGCCUGCGCACCUGCGCUACCUGCUCAUCGCGGUCUACUUCCUCACCCUCGCCUCGCCGGUGCUCUGGCUUUACGAGCUCAACGCCGCAGCGGCAGCUUCGUCCUGGGGCCAGGCUUCAGGGCCGGGCAGCUGUAGCCGCCUUCUGCGCCUGCUGGGCGGCUGCCUGGUGGACGUGCCCUUGCUGGCGCUGCGCUGCCUCCUGGUAGUGAGCUACCAGCAGCCCCUCUCCAUCUUCAUGCUCAAGAACCUCUUCUUCCUCGGCUGCCGCGGCCUGGAAGCCCUAGAGGGCUGUUGGGACCGGGGGAGUCGGGCCUCCCCCAGUCGGGGGAGAGGGGGCUAUGGGGCUCCGCCUUCUGCCCCGCCACCACCACCACCACCACCUCAGGGAGGCUCCCAGCUGGGCCACUGCAUCUCGGAGAACGAGGGGGGUGCCCAUGGCUAUGUCAAUACGUUGGCUGUGGCCUCCCAGAAUUGAGGAGGGUUAAGGGAGAGGGGCUUGCUUUGGGGUUGAGAGACCCCAGCCCCUUGUCCUUUGACUGUCUCUCACUCAGAUUUGAUCAGGCUCUAUUUGGAAGACGGAACUGUUAAUAGGGCUGUGUCCUUCUGCACCCCUUGGGUCAAGACUGCUUGGAGGGAGACCAGCAGCUAAUGGCGAAGGAGGAAGGUCCACUUACUACUCUAGUCUUCCUUCUCCAUGCCCUACCCUAAUCUAGCCUCCAGGGGCCGGACACCUCUGCUUCUUGCUUUUCACACUGCCAUCCCAGUUCCUGUCCAUUGUGUGUGUGUGUGGGGGGGGGAAUGGUGAAAAGGGGGUGCCCAGACAGGGGUGCUGGGCCUUAAGCCUUCCCCCUUGCUUGCAAGUGCCAGCUUCGUAUAGGCUGUGAUUAGUGAUCAUUGUCCACGCCUUGAAACUGAUCCAGAAUCCACUGUUCCCCUGAAGUGUCUAUUGGAUUUUUUCCCCGGGUGGUAGAUGCAAAGGCUGUGUUUGUCUGUGUGUGUAGUAUAGUUUUCUUGUGUCUGCACUGUGGCCCCUUGCCAUCAGCAGGCGAUCUGGGGAGGCCCUAUCCUUCCCGCCACACAUACGACCACCCUCCUCAUUCCUACCUGAAUUUGUGGCCAUGAAUUCCCAGAAAGAGCUGGGCUCCUGGGAGCUGCCCAGUUGCUCUCCUCCAAGGGAGACACUCACCCAGGAUCUUCCUCAAUUCUACUCCUCUCUUCUCAGCUUGGGGGAGGAGAGGGUCCAUACUCUAAGGACCAAAAUGCACCCUUUCUUGGGUGAGUGAGCAUUUCUACCUCCGUGCUUACAACUUUUGUUGCAUCGUGCACGAUGCUGCUUGCAAAAAAUAAAGGCAAAAUACUCAGAAGUUGCAUUCAACAUGGCCACUGGAUCCAGCUGGGGUUUGGUGCCAGUCUUAUUACAGGGUCUGUGGAGCAUCAGCCAUUGGCUUGCCCUCCCUCUGCACCCAGAACGCUUAUCCUUCCCGAGGUUUGUUGCUGACUGGGUCAGAUCUUGGCUCAGAACAACAGCUUUGAUGGGGUCCCUGGAUAGAUGUGAAGUUGGGGCUCCCACUGGCUCAAGGAAAUCCAAUUUCCCAUCUAUCCUUCCUCUAGGAAGCCUGGUGUGGAUCAGAAAGGGUGGUGAUAAUGACCUGCUCAUUAACUCUGCUCUGCUUAAGAGAAUUUCUAGGGAGAGGCAGGCUGCAUGGAGAGGCUGAGCAAAUCCUCCCCUGCCCUGCCUUCAUCCCUGGGAUUCUUGUUGAGAUUAAUGACAAGGGACACCCAGGCGUUGCCCACCUAUAGCUGGGAUGUGGGACCUCACUCUUGGAAUCUUUGAGGGUGGAUAAGUAUUUUUAGGGUAGGUUAGAGUGCAGGAGGACAGUUGGCAGCAAGGCCAGGAAAUACUCGCUUUCCUCCACCCCAGACUAGGAAGGGGUGGGGGUAAAACUGUAAGAAUUUUUGUUUCCCCUCCCCACGUCGUAUGCUUUGUGUAGUGUAAUGGAGCCCGGACAAAGGACCAGAAGUCAUGGAUUGUAGUUUUGACUGUCACUCACUAGCUUGGAUGGCACAUCACUUUUGCUUUCUGGGCCUCCGUUUUUUACUUGGGGCCCUUCUCUCCCAACUUCUUGGGGGUUUGUUCACAGAAGACUUCCAUGUAGAUAGAGACACAGAGGGGCUGAUGUCUUGACCAGAGUCCUUCUGAGCCUCCCCUACUGUCAUAGUGGGGAAUGAUGAAGGAAACAUGUUUACAUUCAAUGUAUUAUCUGUGCUCCCAGCCCCUCACCCUCCUAGGUCCAAUAUUAGCGGGUUGAAUUUUACAACUAGUUUUUUUUCUUCUUCCCCGCUCCCUCCACCCCCAUAUCCUUUCCCUUUGAAUUCCAUGUGCUCAAAGUCCUGGGCCCAGACCACUCCCUGGGCUUCCAUCUUCUCUCUCCAGCUUUGCUCUGUUUCUCUGCUGCCUAAUCUCAGUGGCUGUGAACGGACUUUGUGUCUGAGCCAUGGCCGCCCCCCCCCCCGCCCCUGCCCCACCCCCUUUCUCCUGUUUGGAUGGUGGUCUCCCCCGCUGAGUGACUGGCUGUAAAAUCUGAGUGCUGUUGAGUUUUCUGGUGGGAGGCUGUGCUAGGUUCCGAUGAGCUACCACUUCCCUAGAACAUCGAGAGACUGACGGCAACCGGGCCAGCCCCGGCAGAGGGCGGGCCUGCUCAGGCUCUCUGCCGGCCCCCCACUCACCCCUGGACGUUCUCUUUCAAACAUCUGGUGCAAGCACUUUGCGCUCAGGGGUCAAUCCCUUCCUUCUGGUGUUUUUUUCUUGAGUGCUUUUACUUUCUUUCCUUGCCCCACUCACAAUGAGACAUGACCCCUAAAGUUUCAUUUUUUCUAGGGGCAUCUGUAGUGGGGGGUCAAACUGGAAAUGUUUCCCAGGGGCGGGGGUCUCAUAAACAUGAGGUGUACUUUCUCCUGAGGCUCAUGCCAGACGUAUGGUUCACAGGAAAGUACCCUGGGUUCAGAACUCAGACUGCUGGCCUCUAAUGUGUGAGUCAGUAAGGCGUGCCCUUGAUCUGAGCCUCUGACUCUAUGGACUGUAAAAGGGGCUUGGACCAGCCCCUCUCUAAACGCUGUUCUGAUAUAACCUGGCCUGGUUCUGAGUCUGUGUGUUUUUGGGGAAGAGAGCUGGUUGGAAGUUAGAGCCUGGAAGAAGGGAAGUGACACCUCACUAGCAUUGAGCACGUUUUUUCCCCCCUUUUUCUUUUUAAAAAUAAAACCAGCCUCUAUUCUGAAAAUAAAAAACUUGAGACUUGUGACAAGCUUCCUGUGUGGUUUGUUUUAAGAUCUUUCCUGUCCUGGUUUCCUUACUAAAUUCUUAAAGUCACUCUGACAUUUGUCAUCAUUUUAUAGGCUUGUGUUAACAUUGUGGGUCCACUUGGCCAUUUCCUUGUAGGCAGUUGGCACUACUCAGGGAGGCAGGGGGCUUUGGCCUUGACCUGGGGGGUGUCUAGGCAGGCCUCCUGUAUGCAGAGCUAACUCACGUGGGCUCUCGGCCUGAGAGACAUUUCCCCAGACACUUGGGGCUGCCACUCCCAUUUCUUUCUAAGAAUAACUUCCCAAAGGAAAGACUGAGAAACUUAUACUCAAUACUUUGCCCUUCUCUAUGACUCUUGCCCCAGCCAGAGGCAUGAAUUAUGUAUGAAUGAGAAGAACAAGGCCUUUUUUUUUUAAACAACAACAAAACAACACAAAGGGGACUGUGAAGUCUGACAGAACAUUAAGUCUGCACAAAAAUAGUUUUUUUUUUUCCUUUUAGCACAGAGACAGCCAGUGCUAUUCAAACCACUCUGUGCUGUUGCCCUCUGAUGCUUGUGGCCAUCCCAAGGCCACACAGUGGUUGGACCCAGAGAAUGAA
Molecule: messenger RNA, 10298 nt
Organism: Ailuropoda melanoleuca (giant panda)
Lineage: Eukaryota; Metazoa; Chordata; Mammalia; Carnivora; Ursidae
Gene: TMEM121B
Product: transmembrane protein 121B
Exons: 2
Coding region: 5532-6875 (447 amino acids)
Source: RefSeq, a predicted model, not a curated record